Molecule: messenger RNA, 1891 nt
Organism: Chenopodium quinoa (quinoa)
Lineage: Eukaryota; Viridiplantae; Streptophyta; Magnoliopsida; Caryophyllales; Amaranthaceae
Product: glutamate--glyoxylate aminotransferase 2
Exons: 14
Coding region: 210-1655 (481 amino acids)
Biological process (GO): biosynthetic process; photorespiration
Molecular function (GO): L-alanine:2-oxoglutarate transaminase activity; L-alanine:glyoxylate transaminase activity; pyridoxal phosphate binding
Source: RefSeq, a predicted model, not a curated record
UUUUCCUACCUAAUAAAUAAAAACGUAUAUUCUUAUUUUCUUUUCGUGCAUUUUCCCAUUUCUAAUAUCUCAACAGUUGACGAGCCCAAGUUUCUUGGCUACUUCACUCUAAGCAAGAACUCUCAGGUUUAUGAUCUGAGCUCAUAUUACUUGGUGCUGUUUAGUCUCUCUUUUUGACUUGAGGGACAUCAGCUUGAGUUUUAACUAAAAUGUCGAAGGGACUGGACUAUGAGGGAUUGAAUGAAAAUGUGAAGAAGUGCCAAUAUGCUGUUAGGGGUGAGCUGUAUCUUCGAGCUUCUGAGCUCCAGAAAGAAGGGAAGAAGAUCAUCUUCACAAAUGUUGGAAAUCCUCAUGCAUUAGGGCAGAAACCAUUGACAUUCCCGCGCCAGGUGGUUGCUUUGUGUCAAGCUCCGUUCCUACUUGAUGAUCCUAAUGUUGGAAUUGUAUUCCCAGCUGAUGCAAUUGCAAGGGCUAAGCAUUACCUUUCUAUGACUUCAGGCGGUCUAGGUGCUUACAGUGAUUCAAGAGGCAUUCCUGGCGUAAGGAAAGAGAUUGCAGAGUUUAUUGAAAGGCGGGAUGGGUAUCCAAGUGAUCCAGAACUCAUUUUCCUAACUGAUGGUGCUAGCAAGGGAGUGAUGCAAAUUUUGAAUGCUGUCAUUGGAGGCCAAAGUGAUGGGAUCCUAGUUCCUGUUCCACAGUACCCACUUUAUUCUGCUUCAAUAUCAUUAUUGGGUGGUUCUCUUGUCCCAUAUUACCUGGAGGAGACUGCAAACUGGGGGCUUGAUAUCAAUAAUCUCCGUGAUGCAAUUCAACAAGCCACAUUCAAAGGAAUAAAAGUACGUGCAAUGGUUAUUAUUAACCCUGGAAAUCCUACAGGACAAUGCCUUAGUGUAGCCAACUUACAAGAAAUAGUGAAUUUCUGUAUCCAAGAAAAGUUGGUGCUUCUAGCUGAUGAAGUAUAUCAACAAAACAUAUACCAAGAUGAGCGCCCCUUUGUAAGUGCAAGAAAGGUUUUAAUGGACAUGGGCCCACCAAUGAACAAGGAUCUCCAGCUUGUGUCUUUCCACACAGUGUCAAAAGGAUAUUGGGGUGAAUGUGGACAGAGGGGUGGAUACUUUGAGAUGACAAACAUUCCUCAGAAGUCAGUUGAUGAAAUAUACAAGAUUGCCUCAAUUGCACUAAGUCCCAAUGUACCAGGGCAAAUAUUUUUAGGAUUGAUGGUCAAUCCACCAAAGCCUGGGGAUAUCUCUUACCUUAGAUUUGAACAAGAGAGCAAAGGAAUUCUGGAAUCAUUGAGGAAGAGAGCGCGAAUAAUGACUGAUGGGUUUAACAGCUGUAGAAAUGUUGUGUGCAAUUUCACAGAAGGUGCCAUGUACUCAUUCCCUCAAAUAUGCUUGCCACCUAAGGCAGUUGAGGCCGCAAAGAAUGCUGGCAAACAUCCUGAUGUUUUCUACUGUCUCAAGCUCUUGGAAGCCACCGGCAUCUCCACUGUUCCUGGUUCAGGGUUUGGACAGAAAGAAGGGGUUUUCCACAUGAGGACUACCAUUCUACCUGCUGAGGAAGACAUGCCUGCUAUCAUGGAGAGCUUUAAGAAGUUCAAUGACGCGUUCAUGGAGCAUUAUGAAGAUCAACGAGCAGGUUACUCAAGGAUGUAAAUUAUAGGAGAUUUCUUUGAAAUCCCUUACUUUAUGAUAUCGUCAUAAUAUGAUUCGGUGUAUACUCUCCCUCUCCCCCCAAACGAUGCUUGUAAAAUUUUAAACACGAAGUUGACGUACACUAUGCAAAACAGGAUUCCAAACUUUGUAUGAUUUGUAAAAGAAUUAGUUGCUUUCUGUUACACAAGCUCUCGUUUUCCCUCAAUAAUGAAGAUCAAAUAGCAGUAAGCCAGUAA